AUGAGAGUAAAUGGAAGGUUCCUUGGAAGGUGGCUGGUUGGAAGCUUCCUUGAUGGAGGCUAUGCGGAUGGAGGAGGAGGAGAAGAGGCAAGGGGGUCAAGGUUUCUAAGGGGAAAGGCAAGGAUCUCGUCCCUCUCCACCUCCUACAAUGUGGUGGAUCAACUCAAGCUCACACCCGUGAGUGCGAGCGUGUGGAACUACAUCAAAGAUAGCGACAAGGUGAGAAAGGAGCUGAUGGAGGCCUUGAAAAAGGGGGAUGAGGAGAUUGUGGAGGGGGCAGCCGCUAUGCCAGGAGUGGCAAAGGUCGUGGCAGCCGCACCGGUAGAGAAGGAGGCGCCUAGAGCUAGUUACAUAAUUUUUCAGAUCCCACAGAACAUCAACGAGGAGGAUGAGGAGCGCAUCAAGGAGCGGAUGGAGGAGCAGGAUUUUCUAAAAUGGAUGGAGGAGAUGAGGGUAGCCAUGGCAGAGGAGGAAGGGAGGAUGGAGUUGAACGUGGAGGAGGAGGAUGAGUAA
Molecule: messenger RNA, 513 nt
Organism: Closterium sp. Naga37s-1
Lineage: Eukaryota; Viridiplantae; Streptophyta; Zygnematophyceae; Desmidiales; Closteriaceae
Source: the annotation of a GenBank genome assembly